Molecule: messenger RNA, 1002 nt
Organism: Echinops telfairi (small Madagascar hedgehog)
Lineage: Eukaryota; Metazoa; Chordata; Mammalia; Afrosoricida; Tenrecidae
Gene: NODAL
Product: nodal growth differentiation factor
Exons: 2
Coding region: 1-849 (282 amino acids)
Biological process (GO): BMP signaling pathway; SMAD protein signal transduction
Cellular component (GO): extracellular region
Molecular function (GO): cytokine activity; growth factor activity; type I activin receptor binding
Source: RefSeq, a predicted model, not a curated record
AUGGACGUGGACGGGCCGAAGUGGACCUUUGCUUUUGACUUCUCCUUCUUGAGCCAGGAAGAGGAUCUGGCUUGGGCUGAGCUCCGGCUGCAGCUGUCCAGCCCCUCGGACCUUCCCCCCGAGGUACCGCUCACCAUUGAGAUUGUCCACCACCCAAAGCUGGACCUGGAGCAGGACCCAGCUGGCUGCCCACAGCGCCUCCAGAUGGACCUGUUCACAGUCACCCCAUCCCAGGUCACCUUCUCUUCAGGCAGCAUGGUCCUGGAGAUCACAAGGCCACUCUCCAAGUGGCUGAAGAGCCCCGGGAGACUGGAGGAGCAGCUGUCCAGGCAGGCUGGAGAGUGCUGGCGGCGGCCCCCCAAGCCACCCAUCCCUGACGUGCUGCUCAUGCUCUACUCCAACCUUCCCCAGGAGCAGAGGCGGCUCGGGGGCUCCACGUUGCUGUGGGAAGCCGAGAGCUCCUGGCGGGCCCAGGAGGGACAGCUGUCCCGGGAGAGGGGUAGGCGGCACCGGCGACAUCACCUGCCAGACAGAAGCCAACUGUGUCGGAAGGUCAAAUUCCAAGUGGACUUCAACCAGAUUGGAUGGGGCUCCUGGAUCAUCUACCCCAAACAGUACAAUGCCUAUCGCUGCGAGGGCGAGUGCCCCAACCCUGUCGGGGAGGAGUUUCAGCCGACCAACCACGCAUAUAUCCAGAGUCUGCUGAAGCACUACCAGCCCCACCGGGUCCCUUCCACCUGCUGUGUCCCCGUGAAGACCAAGCCACUGAGCAUGCUCUACGUGGAAAAUGGCCGGGUCCUCCUGGACCACCAUAAAGACAUGAUCGUGGAAGAAUGCGGGUGCCUCUGAGGAGUCUGGAGGGAUGGUGGAUCUGGCUGUAGCCUGGGAUUGGGAACCUCCCAGAGGCCAUGACGACCAUCUCGUCCAAUAAGGAGAAGCUGAGAGGGGGACAUUUUCCACUCUGGGCAGCAGAACUGAGGAGCAAGGGCUGUCCACACACUA